Dioscorea cayenensis subsp. rotundata (Guinea yam) is the source of this 2330-nucleotide messenger RNA. RefSeq names its product transmembrane protein 209-like. Gene Ontology annotation, cellular component: membrane. NCBI's taxonomy places the organism in Eukaryota, Viridiplantae, Streptophyta, Magnoliopsida, Dioscoreales, Dioscoreaceae. The record is from RefSeq and is a predicted model, not a curated record.
UGCGAUUCGCAAAUGAACCCCCGUUAAAGUGUCAAGUAAAGCUUGCAAAAAGAGAACAUUUGAAAUCUAUGGAGAUUUGAAAACCAGAGACCGAGGAGAGCCCGCGAGCUCGCGAGCCAGACGACAAUGGAAGCAGAUCGAAACCCUAAUGCUACAUCGAGGAGCUUCUGCUCCUCCUCCUCCUCGAAGAAGCGCGAGUUCUCGGUGUACCAGAACCCCGCUUUCUCCGCCGCUCUCACCGCCUCCAGCCUCCGCCCUUCCUCAUCCGCUGUCCUCUUCUUCUCCUCCUCUGCCCUUGUCUCCGCCCUAUCCUUCCUCGCCCUCUCAUCCAUGGAGGACUCGCUCACUCAUAGCUUGGGAUUGAUCCGUGUAUCAAAAGUUGGAGCUUUGUUUCUUUUCAAAUCUUUGCGAACUGCGCUUGUUCUGGUGUUCAUCACGACAUUAUCUGCUUUCCUCCGAGCUUUGGCUCUGCGCAAUGGUGGUGUUCUGACUAAGAGAAUGAAGGAUCAGCAGAAGAAGCUCUCUGAGCGUCAAUUGAACCUCUUAGGCAUAAAGCUGCAACCUUGUGAGAAAAUGGAUGAUGAGGUUGUGAAGAAGCAUCCCAAGUCAAUGACUUUGUCCUCGGAGCCCCUUGUCCCUAUUAGGAAGUCGGGCUUUGGUUAUACACCCACUCGUUCAUCAUUAGUUGGAUCGGAGCAACAACAGUUAGCUAGUAGUGCAAAGAAGAUGUCAGGGAUGUCCCCGGUUUCAACUCCUGCUCGGCUGCAUUCUCAAUAUAUAUCCUCUCCUUCAACCCCAUGGUCAAAAGGCAGUGCAAAAGGGAUACAGACAGAAGCCUUGUUUGAGCAAUUCUUGGCAAAUGUGGAUGAGAAGUUUUGUGAGUCAGCUGUCAAGACAGAAACUACUACGCCCCCGGCCACCAUUAGGGGAUUUGGCAUUGUCAGCCCAAGCUCAAUAGCCAGCUCGGCCACUGCUUCUGGUACUACAAGGAGCACGCCACUGAGGCCUGUGAGAAUGUCCAACCAGAAGUAUAGCACACCUCCUAAGAAAGGAGAGGGAGAGCUCCCACCUCCUAUGUCAGUGGAACAAGUAGUAGAGGCUUUUUGAGUUUUUGGUGUCUACCCUCAAAUUGAGCAGUGGCAGGAUAGGCUGAGGCAGUGGUUCUCAUCAAUGCUAAUGAAUCCGUUGCUUGAGAAGAUCGAAACAAGUCACAUUCAGGUUAUGCAAGCAGCAGCGCGGGUUGGUGUUUCCAUUACUGUAAAUCAGGUUGGAAGUGAUACAUUGACUACUACUGUGCCUGUCAAUGUGUCCCUGAUAGAUGGUGCCAAAGAGUGGCAGCCGAUAUUUACCUUGGAUGAAGAUGGGGUUCUUCAUCAGCUUCGUGCAAAUCUAUUGCAAGUACGUGAUGCAUCAGCUUUGCAAUCUCCUAUAGUUGGCUUGCAACAACCACAGCCAAAUCCUAUACUUCCUUUUGUACAAGCAUGUGUGGAUGCCAUCACUGAACAUCAGAGACUUAACACAUUGAUGAAAGGAGAGCUGAUUAGAGGCUUGCUCCCACUAAGUGGUGUGCGUGCAGAUUAUACUGUGCAAAGGGUCCGAGAACUUGCUGAAGGAACAUGCUUAAAGAAUUAUAACUAUUUGGGGAGUGUAGAUGGUUCUGACAAAGCAGGCAAAAAGUAUUCGGGCGAACUUCCAAGUGACUCUCACCUGCUGUUAUAUCUAUUCUCUGCUUUCUUAGAUCAUCCCAAAUGGAUGUUACAUGUCGAUCCCGCCUCCUAUUCGGGUGCUCAGUCAAGCAAGAAUCCUUUGUUCCUCGGAGUUCUUCCCCCGAAAGAGAGGUUUCCUGAGAAGUAUGUGGCUAUCAUAUCUGGUGUGCCAUCUGUGGUCCAUCCCGGGGCUUGUAUAUUAGCAGUUGGGAAGCAAAGUCCUCCGACUUUUGCUUUGUAUUGGGAUAAAAAGCUUCAAAUCUCUCUGCAGGGAAGAACAGCAUUAUGGGAUGCUAUUUUGCUUCUCUGCCAUAGAAUCAAGGUAGGAUAUGGAGCGGUUGUUCGUGGAGUUCAUCUCGGUUCUUCGGCUUUGAACAUCCUUUCAGUUCUCGAUUCGGCGAAUGAAAGUUGAAGAUCAGGAGAUAAGAGCACCACUUGCUAAACUGGUUUCUAAUGUGUAACCUUCUCUGAUCUUUUCAAUUUGCUUUUAUGAAUUCAAAAACUUAGAAUCAUCUUUUCAAGGUCGUCUUUAACUAGUUGCAUGUAUCCUGAUUUUUCAAAUCAGUGAGGGAAACAAAAUUUGGUUGUAUUGAUUUCAAAUUUAACACAUUUGAAGUUUAGAAU